CGUGUGUCUAUAUGUGAGUGUGUGAAUUGUAAAAUGAUACCAUUUAAAUUUGUCAGUUCGAAACGUAAAAUAAUCAGCUGAUUCGCGAUGAUAAGCUAGGGAAACACGAGGAAAUAAUAUGAUUAGCUCGUUCACACGCACAAUAGCGAAUGUUGGCAAACGAGAAGUGAUGUAGAUGUAGAUAUGUAUGUACGAAGAGCAGGGAAAGAAGUGUGUUUUCUAUUUCUCACUAGAAAGAUCAACAGUAUUUAAUAAUCAAAGUGUUCUGUGACGCUAACGAAUUUGUAAAUAUUAAACUAUCUAAUUAAUUAAUCUCCUAUAGUCACUGUUUAAAUCACUCGAGCUGCUCCGAGAGAAUGAUUAGCCGUUUUUUAAAUUAUUCUAAAACUUUGAGUGGUUAUACUAAUCUAAAAUAUAGUUCAAAGAAACAUUAACAUAUUCGUUCGCCUAAAACCUGUUAGCGCACAAUUAUUUAGCUUAAUUUUUAUAAUUCACAAAGUGCUUAAUAUUCUUUAGGUGGAUGGACCACGCAAAAUUAAGCGAAUAUCAUGCAGUCCCAGUUAGCAGGAACUCCCCGAAAACUACCAGUCUUUGUAUUUCCUCAAAGCAUCACUUUCUUUUUAGACGAUCAGUCCACUCACAAACAAGUUCUAACAUUGUAUAACCCAUACGAUUUCCCAAUAAGAUUCAGAGUACUGUGUACUGCGCCAAAUAAGUAUAAAGUUGUCGAUCCGGAAGGAACAAUAAAAGCCAGAUGCUGUGUAGAUAUUGUUGUCAGGCAUAAAUCUCCCUUACCAAGUAACUGUAAUGUCGUUGAUAAAUUUAGAAUACAAAUGCAAGAGCAUCCGACUAAACAAGCCAUAGGAAAGAGAGAUGUGGAAGCUAAGUUACUUGCUGGGACAACAGAGGCAACUGGAAGAUCUACUCCAGACCCUGAAAUGUUUCAGCAGCUUCCAAUAAAUGAAAGUAGGCAGCAACAAUCUUAUGCUCUCAUAGCUCAAAAUAAAGCAAUGGAUAAGUACACGCGAAAAUCAGUAAAGUUAAAAUAUGAUUUAUUUGGUGGAAAUAAGAAUGCAAAAAUGUACCUAUCCUCAGAUAUGAAAUGUUCUAUGGAUAAAGGAGGAACGAAUUAUAUAGCAUUGAUUGCUGGAAUCAUUUGUAUAAUUGGGUUACUUUUACCUACCGAAGGAGAACGGAAUAAUAGAGUGCCUGACUACCUCUAUUUAUCUAUAAACCUUAAAUUAAUAUUUUCAUUCGUAUUAGGUAUGGUUACAAUUAUUAUUUUAAGGCUGUAAUUUUUGGCUAUAAAAAUACUUUAUACAAGGAUUCGAAUCUUGGGACUUGAGCACAAUCAUUUAUAGAAUUCGUUUGGCCAUUCUUUUUGUUACUGGAUAUAUCUGGUUCUAGUCUAUAUACAAAUAAAAACGAUAGGACACAUCAUGGAAACUACUGAUAUUUAUUAACUUAUAUGAAAUCUUUUAUUCUUUUUAUGUAUAUGACGCUACAUAUGCAUAUGCUUCAUUGCCUUAAGUAUGCAUAAAAGUUUGUACAUAGUAUAUUAAGACGUUUAACAAAAUUACUGUCUUUUUAUAUAAUUCACAUUGAAAAGAAUACGAUCUCGUGUAAAAAUGUAUAAAUAUAUCUUAUGUAAAAUGGACUUCAAAUCU
Molecule: messenger RNA, 1667 nt
Organism: Ceratina calcarata
Lineage: Eukaryota; Metazoa; Arthropoda; Insecta; Hymenoptera; Apidae
Product: motile sperm domain-containing protein 1
Exons: 7
Coding region: 549-1295 (248 amino acids)
Cellular component (GO): cytoplasm
Source: RefSeq, a predicted model, not a curated record